This is a messenger RNA of Dromiciops gliroides (monito del monte), 5607 nucleotides long. It is a transcript of the gene POLR1A, whose product is annotated as RNA polymerase I subunit A. Gene Ontology annotation, molecular function: DNA binding; DNA-directed RNA polymerase activity. NCBI's taxonomy places the organism in Eukaryota, Metazoa, Chordata, Mammalia, Microbiotheria, Microbiotheriidae. Gene Ontology annotation, biological process: DNA-templated transcription. The record is from RefSeq and is a predicted model, not a curated record. Gene Ontology annotation, cellular component: RNA polymerase I complex. The transcript has 34 exons.
UCGCGUGGUGGUUGUGGCUGAGGUAGUUUUGAGUCGGCGUUGGAACGCCGCGGCCGCCCGUCUCGGUAGAUAGAACGUGGGCGAGGUACGAAGAUGCUGGUCUCCAAGGAGGUUCCUUGGCGGCGCCUUCGGGGCAUUUCUUUCGGGAUGUACUCGGCCGAAGAACUCCGGAAAUUAAGUGUCAAAUCCAUCACAAACCCUCGAUAUGUGGACAAUGUGGGGAACCCCUCAGUGAAUGGAUUGUAUGAUUUGUCCCUGGGACCAGCCGACUCCAAAGAAGCGUGUUCCACCUGCGUGCAGGACUUUGGCAACUGCCCUGGGCACCUGGGCCACAUCGAGCUCCCCCUGUUGGUCUACAACCCUCUGUUCUUUGAUAAGCUCUACCUGCUGAUCCGAGGCUCCUGCCUGAACUGCCACCUGCUGACUUGUCCCCGACCCGUGGUUCACCUCCUCUACUGCCAGCUUCGGGUCCUCGAGGUUGGGGCGCUGCAGGGCGUCUAUGAACUUGAGAGCACUUUGAACAGGUUUCAAGAAGAAAACCCUGAUGCUUCCAUCUGUGAGAUUCAGGAGGAGUUAGAGCGGCACACCCGGGCCAUCCUGGAGAACAACCUGCUGGGAGCCCAGGGCUCACAGGUGAAGAACGUCUGUGAGAGUAAGAGCAAGCUGAUCUCCCACUUUUGGAAGACGCACAUGGCUUCGAAGCGAUGCCCCCACUGCAAAACCGGAAAGUCAGUGGUUCGGAAGGAGCACAACAGCAAGCUGACCGUCACCUACCCUGCUGUGGCUCACAGAAAGGCCAAGGAGGACAAGGCCAAGAAGAAAGCAGAAAUCGAAGAUGCCCAAUUGGGGAAAAGGGGCUACUUGACCCCCAGCACUGCCCGAGAACAUAUCUUGGCUCUUUGGGAGAAUGAAGGUUUCUUUCUGAACUAUCUUUUCUCCGGUUUGGAGGAUCCUGGCGUAGAAUCCAAAUUCAAUCCAAAUAUCUUCUUUUUGGACCUUGUGGUAGUGCCACCUUCCAGGUAUCGCCCAGUCAACCGCCUCGGGGAUCAGAUGUUUACCAAUGGCCAGACGGUGAACUUGCAGGCUGUUUUGAAGGACGUGGUCCUGAUCCGCAAGCUUCUGGCUCUGAUGGCCCAAGAACAGGCCCUACCAAGUGAGGGCACAGGUGUAACAGAGAAGGAAAUCCAGGAUGGCUCCCCAGAGGAGGCAGAGUCUUCUGUUCCAAUGGACCGCUCCUUUCUUGCCAUGAUUCCAGGCCAGUCCCUCACAGAGAAGCUCUAUGGCAUUUGGAUCCGCCUUCAGAGCCAUGUCAAUAUUGUGUUUGAUAGUGACAUGGACAAGUUAAUGAUGGAGAAGUACCCCGGCAUCCGGCAGAUCCUGGAGAAGAAGGAAGGCUUGUUUCGGAAGCACAUGAUGGGGAAGCGUGUCGACUAUGCCGCUCGCUCAGUCAUCUGCCCAGACAUGUACAUCAACACCAAUGAGAUUGGGAUCCCCAUGGUGUUUGCCACAAAACUCACCUACCCUCAACCGGUGACUCCAUGGAACGUGCAGGAGCUGAGACAAGCGGUCAUCAAUGGCCCCAAUGUGCACCCCGGGGCCUCGAUGGUCAUCAAUGAGGAUGGGAGCCGCACAGCUCUCAGCACCGCUGACGUGGCCCAGCGGGAGGCCGUGGCCAAGCAGCUGCUCACCCCUGCCACUGGCGCACUGAAGCCCCAAGGAGCAAAAGUUGUGUGUCGUCAUGUGAAGAAUGGGGAUGUUCUCCUGCUGAACCGCCAGCCCACCCUACACAGACCUUCCAUCCAGGCCCACCGGGCCAGAAUCCUGCCUGCGGAGAAAGUCCUGCGGCUGCACUACGCCAACUGCAAGGCGUACAACGCCGACUUUGAUGGAGACGAGAUGAACGCUCAUUUCCCCCAGAGUGAGCUGGGCCGGGCCGAGGCCUACAUCCUGGCCUGUGCUGAUGAGCAGUACCUGGUGCCCAAGGACGGCCAGCCGCUGGCCGGGCUGAUCCAGGACCACAUGGUUUCCGGAGCCAGGAUGACCACCCGGGGCUGCUUCUUCACCCGGGAGCAGUACAUGGAGCUUGUGUACCGAGGACUGACGGACAGAGUUGGGCGAGUGAAGGUCCUACCUCCUGCCAUCCUCAAGCCCUGCCGGCUGUGGACGGGAAAGCAGGUUGUCUCUACGUUGCUAAUAAACAUAAUCCCAGAGAACCACAUCCCCUUGAAUUUGACUGGGAAGGCAAAAAUCAGUGGGAAAGCCUGGAUCAAGCAGAAUACCCAAGCGGCGCCAGGCUGCGGCUUGGAUGCCAUGUGCGAGUCCCAGGUCGUCAUCAGGGAAGGGGAGCUACUCUGUGGAGUCUUGGACAAGGCCCACUAUGGCAGCUCUGCCUACGGCCUGGUCCAUUGUUGUUACGAAGUCUACGGCGGGGAGACGAGCGGCCAAGUUCUCACGUGCCUGGCUCGCCUCUUCACGGCCUACCUGCAGCUCUACAAGGGCUUUACCCUGGGUGUGGAAGACAUUCUGGUCAGACCCCUGGCAGAUGCCAAGAGGCGGUUGGUCAUAGAAGAAUCCUCUCACUGUGGCCCCCGGGCCGUCAAAGCCGCCUUCAGUCUCCCCGACACGGCGUCGUGUGAGGACGUGCAGACGAAGUGGCAAGAUGCCCAUAUCAACAGAGACCAGAGGGACUUCAACAUGGUCGACCUCAAGUUCAAAGAGGAAGUGAAUCAUUACAGCAACGAGAUUAACAAGGCCUGCAUGCCCUUCGGUCUCCACAGAGGCUUCCCAGAGAACAACCUGCAGAUGAUGGUUCAGUCUGGAGCCAAGGGGUCGACGGUCAACACGAUGCAGAUCUCCUGUCUGCUCGGUCAGAUCGAGCUGGAAGGGAGGAGGCCCCCGCUGAUGCCGUCCGGGAAGUCACUGCCCUGCUUCGAACCUUAUGAAGUCACACCCCGUUCUGGAGGUUUCGUCACUGGCAGGUUCCUCACGGGCAUCAACCUCCCGUAGGAAUUCUUCUUUCACUGCAUGGCCGGGAGAGAAGGUCUGGUAGAUACUGCCGUCAAGACAAGUCGAUCAGGAUACCUCCAGAGGUGCAUCAUCAAACACCUGGAAGGGCUGGUGGUUCAGUACGACCUCACGGUGCGCGACAGCGAUGGGAGCGUCGUCCAGUUCCUGUACGGAGAGGAUGGGCUGGACAUCCCAAAGACGCAGUUCUUGCAGCCCAAGCAGUUUCCUUUCCUGCUCAGUAACUACGAGGCAAUACGGAAGUCAAAGCAUCUGGAUGAAGUUUUAUCCAAAAUGGACCCCACGCAGGCCCAGCAGCACGCCAGAGCCCUCAGGAAGUGGCGUGCCAGGCAUCCCCCGCCCUGCCCCAGGCAGGGGGCCUUCCUGAGCUACUCUCAGAAAGUCCAGGAGGCCGUCCGGGCCCUGAGCCUCAGUGGCGGGAGCCAGAAUGGCCGGGACCCCAGUGCACAGAAGAUUUUACAGAUGUGGUCCGAGUUAGAUGAGAAGAGCCAACGGAAGUACAUAAAGAAAGCCCUGCCCUGCCCCGAUCCCAGCCUGGGCGUCUGGCGGCCAGACGUCCACUUUGCGUCUGUGUCGGAGACGUUUGAAAGCCAGGUGGACGCGUACGCCCAAGAGUGGGUGGCUCAGGCCGAGAGAAGCCAUGAGAAAUCCGAGAUUUCUCUGGAGAGGUUGAAGACCCUGCUCCAUCUCAAGUGGCAGCGGGCCUUGUGUGACCCGGGGGAAGCAGUGGGCCUCCUGGCUGCCCAGAGCAUUGGGGAGCCCUCCACACAGAUGACACUGAACACUUUCCACUUCGCCGGCAGAGGAGAGAUGAAUGUCACGCUGGGAAUUCCGAGACUGAGGGAGAUCCUCAUGGUGGCCAGCUCGAACAUCAAGACGCCCAUGAUGAGCGUGCCAGUGCUCAACACCAAGAAAGCCUUGAAGAGGGUCAAGAGCCUGAAGAAGCAGCUGACCAGAGUGUGCUUGGGCGAGGUACUGCAGAAAGUCGAUGUCCGGGAGUCCUUCUGCAUGGAAGAAAAGAAAGGAAAAUACCGGGUUUACUGCCUCCGCUUCAGCUUCUCCCCUACAAGUAUACCAGCAGGAGAAGUGCCUGCGGCCCCCGAGGAUAUUCUGCGUUUUGUAGAAACCAGGUUCCUUAAACUCCUGCUGGAGGCCAUCAAGAGGAAGAGCAGCAAGACAGCAUCCUUCAAAGCUGUGAGCACGAGGAGGGCGACUCAGCAGGACCUGGACGAUGAUGGCGGGGAGACGCCAGCCAAUCGGGAGGAUCGGGAGGGCGACAACGAAGGGGAAGAGCAGAUCGUCGAUGGCGACGCUGAAGAAGGGGACGCUGAUGCUACGGACAAGAAGUGGAAAAAGAAGCAGGAGGAAGAGGUAGAUUAUGAGAGUGAGGAAGAAGAGAAUGAAGAGGAGAAUGAAGAGGAGAAUGAGCAAGAGGAGGAGAGCCCUAACAUGGAAGUGGGGGGCCCUGAGGCAGGGCCCCAAAACGGGGAGGGCAGCCAGGGCCCGGAGACCGAGCAGCCAGAGCCUGCCUCACUGGUGCCCGGCAAGAAGCGGGCACGCAGACAAGGCCCCUGCAGAGCGGACGCCGAGCUGAGGGUCCAGGCUGUGCGGAACAUUCACUCAUCCAUCCAGGAUUACACAUUCGAUAUGGAGGAAAGCCUGUGGUGCGAGGUGACGCUGAAGCUGCCGCUGAUGAAGGUGCACUUUGACCUGUGCUCGCUGGUGGUCUCCUUGGCCCACAGUGCCGUCGUCUACCAGACCAAGGGAAUCACCCGCUGCCUGCUCAAUGACACCGUCAACAAGAAGCAGGAGAGGGAGCUCAUCCUGAACACGGAAGGCAUCAACCUGCCGGAGCUGUUCAAAUACGCAGACGUCUUGGACCUUCGCCGUCUCUAUUCCAAUGAUAUCCACGCCAUGGCUAACACGUAUGGCAUAGAGGCUGCCCUGCGAGUGAUCGAGAAGGAAAUCAAAGACGUGUUUGCCGUGUACGGCAUCGCAGUGGAUCCCCGGCACCUCUCCCUGGUGGCUGAUUACAUGUGCUUUGAGGGCGUUUACAAACCGCUAAACCGCUUUGGGAUUCAGUCCAACUCCUCCCCUCUGCAGCAGAUGACGUUUGAGACCAGCUUCAAGUUCCUGAAGGAGGCUACCAUGAUGGGUGCCCAUGAUGAGCUGAGGUCCCCUUCGGCUUGCCUGGUGGUCGGGAAAGUGGUCAAGGGAGGGACCGGCCUGUUUGACCUCAAGCAGCCCCUGAGAUAGCCGCGGCUCGCUCCUCUUUCCCUCUGGUCAGUGUGUGAGACCCGAGGCUCCCACCGCACUCAUCUACCUCAUGGGAAGGACCCCUGGAGAACUCUGGGACGGGCUGGUGACAGCUGCCACCGUCGUGACCUUCCCCAUUCAGAUUCUCUCCCGCCCCUUGGCUGUGUCAUCGUGGAGCAGGCUUGGUCCCCGUUUGCUAUCCUGGCUUCCUCCAGAAGCCGCCAAGCACUAGUUGUGGGCAGCCUGGGACUCAGGGCCUGCGUUCUGAGGGACGGAAUAUCCACAGAUAUUGGAAUAUUCAGAAUAAAUGUAACAUUGAGAGACUCA